CUGUGUGUGUAUUCAGAGAGAGAGAGAGAGACGAGGUCUGGCGUCUCCCGGUAGUAAAUCUAUCAGGUCUCGAGCACAAAAACUCGGAGAAACAGACAGAGAAGAGGGAGAAGAGGCCUCUCGGUAAUCUCACUGCUUUACCGGUUACCUGGACCAGCAGCAGCAGCGCGUGAAGCCUUGGAAUAAAUAUCCCGACUAGAAGGACGGAUGGUCGCGCGGACGGGCUGCGCGCUCUGAAGUUGGACAGACUACCGAGACACCGACAGCCAGCAGCAGCAGCAGCGACAGCAGCAGCUUUUGUUCCCCCCCCACCUCCUCCCCGAACCCCGUGAAGGCAGCGGCGGCACCGGGAGGCUGUGCCCGCGCACCCCGACUAUGAAGCUGCCGUGGCUGUUGGCGCUCACGGCGCUGCUUGCUCACACCGCCACGGGACAGACCUGGUCGCCGUCAAUCGACGACGAAGGCUCGACGAGAGACGAGUUCUACGACGAUGAGGACCUCUACUCGGGCUCCGGCUCUGGCUUUCCUGAGAUCAGCGUAAGGCCAACAUCAGCAGGCGUGUCCUUCACCACAGAGGAGCCCCUCCUCCUCUCCACCACGCAGGCCACAGGCCCCGCCCCCUCCGCCUCACCUGCAGCUGAACCGAGCCCCAACCCAGAGGACCCCACCGCCACCCCGCUGCCCACCGAGGCCGAUGGAGAGAGCGGUAUCUUCUGGGAAAGAGAGCUGGAGAAGGAGAGGGAAAGAGAGUUAGAGAGGGAGAAAGAGCAAGAUGAAGAGAGGCAGAGGGAACUGGAGAAGGAGAGACAGUUGGAGAGGGAGAAAGAGAGGGAAAGAGAGAGGGAGCGGGUCCGAGAGAUGGAGAGAGAGAGGGAACGGGAGAGAGAGCGCGAGCGAGAGAGGGAACGUGAGAGAGAGCGAGAGAAAGAGAGAGAGAGGCAGAGAGAGCGUGAGCUUGAAAGAGAGAGAGAGCUGGAGCGAAUCAGGGCCGCAGCCGCCCAGACCACCGCUGCCCCACGAUCCCCCGCCGCCUUCCCCGUGGUGACCAGCAACCCUGCAACCAGCCCUGCAGAAAGCGCAGUGCCCUCUGCCGGGUCGGAUGACCUGAGCACCACAGAAGAAGAGGAAGAAGAGGACGUCUACCUGUCACCUGAACCAUCAGCAUUCUUCCCAGGCUUCGACAUGGAGACCACCACCGAGGAAGACAUGUACACCACAGCAGAGACCACCCCAGAGCCCACCACCGCUGCACCUGCCACCACAACCACCACCACCACCGCCGCCACCACUGUCAAGACCAGGGUCCCCUUCAGGCCCAGGGUUCCCAUGACAACAGCAACCCAGGCGGUGCCAACAGAGAGAACGUCCCGCCCACAGCAGCCCACAACCACACAGGAGGCUAACAACGAGGCUGGUGCCGCAGGGCCGAGUGGAGACUUUGAGAUCCACGAGGAUCGGCGUAACGAUCUUGGUCGAGGUGUAAUACCGGUGGAACCUGAUCUGAUUGGUAACACAGUGGACGGAGGAAGCUCCGCCGCCCAGCUGCCACAGAAGAACAUCCUGGAGAGGAAAGAGGUCUUGAUAGCGGUGAUAGUAGGAGGAGUAGUGGGCGCCUUGUUUGCAGCCUUCCUGGUGAUGUUGCUGGUGUACAGGAUGAAGAAGAAGGACGAGGGCAGCUACACGCUGGAGGAACCCAAACAGGCCACCGUCACCUACCAGAAACCAGACAAGCAGGAGGAGUUUUACGCAUAACACUCGUAUGCCAGAGAGACGCACCGCACGCCGAGGGAGAGAGAAAGAGCGAGAGAGAGAAGAGAGAAAGAUACUCUAAGCCCCCGUCCUCCUCCUCCUCCUCCUCCUCUUAUUCUUCGUCGCCUCCCCCUCAUCUGCUCGCCUCUCCUCAUCCCUCUCUCCUCUCGUCUCUGAAACACUUGAGAGCGCCUCUCUCUCUGCGGACUUGGAACUUUCUUUUCAAUGAAAAUGAAAAAGAGGACAAAAAAAAAGGAAAAAAAAUCCAAAUAUAUUCUGAAAAAAUAACACAUACACACGAGAUGUUUUUAAAGUAAAUGUUGUUAUUAAUAUUCUACAGA
Messenger RNA from Centropristis striata (black sea bass), 2090 nucleotides. RefSeq names its product syndecan 3 (gene sdc3). Gene Ontology annotation, biological process: cell migration. The transcript is spliced from 5 exons. The coding region runs from base 376 to 1752 and encodes 458 amino acids. Gene Ontology annotation, cellular component: cell surface; membrane. The record is from RefSeq and is a predicted model, not a curated record. Lineage: Eukaryota; Metazoa; Chordata; Actinopteri; Perciformes; Serranidae.